This is a messenger RNA of Lindgomyces ingoldianus, 735 nucleotides long. RefSeq names its product COX6A-domain-containing protein. The transcript is spliced from 4 exons. Gene Ontology annotation, molecular function: enzyme regulator activity. The record is from RefSeq and is a predicted model, not a curated record. Gene Ontology annotation, biological process: mitochondrial electron transport, cytochrome c to oxygen. Gene Ontology annotation, cellular component: mitochondrial inner membrane. The coding region runs from base 91 to 513 and encodes 140 amino acids. NCBI's taxonomy places the organism in Eukaryota, Fungi, Ascomycota, Dothideomycetes, Pleosporales, Lindgomycetaceae.
CUUCGGUCAAGCUCAACCCUCCUCUUCAAAUUCGCACCACCGUUCCCGGACAAUCACCCACGAUCCAAUUGACACCCUCUCCACUCUACCAUGUCCGCUCGAGCUGCCAUGUUCCCGCAGCGUGUCCUUUUCCGCUCCACCCAGCGUCUAGGGCUCGCCCGCACGGCCUUCCGCCGCCGCCAGUACAGCUCCGAAGCCCCGAAGCAGUUCACAGGCGCUGAGGACAACGAGUUCAACCGCGAGCGUGCCAGAAUCCAGGAGCACGCUGCCGAGAGCGGUGAAUUCUGGCGAAAGCUCACCCUCUUCGUCGCCGUUCCUGCUCUCAUCAUCGCGUCCGUCAACGCGAAGCUCCGAUGGGAUGCCCAUUGGGAGCACAAAGCGCACGAACCCCCCAUUGAGGAAAAGCCGGAAUACUCGUACCAGAACAUCCGCACGAAGAACUUCUGGUGGGGUGACGGUGACAAGACACUCUUCUGGAAUGACAAGGUCAAUUAUCACAAGAAGGACGAGUAGGCCAUUGCUUGCUGAGCCUCACGGCACCUUUUCCUUUGUGAGACUGUACUAGAUACCGAAGACUCGGAUGGGCGAUAGUGGGAAUGUAUAUAGGUGGUGCGCAAGCUCAUGCUACGGAAGAACCUGAUGCCGCAUUUCAAUUACUUUACGCACCGCCCCAGAUAAUCCCGUGUUGUUUGCCUGCAACUCUGUGAUUUCCUCGCUCUCUGCAUGUCAACCUCG